AUGGCAUCCAGUGCGUUGACGGGAGAACGAAGGUGGUCUGCCAGAAGAGGUGGCAUGACUGUUUUAGGGAAAGUUGCUGUACCAAAGCCAAUUAACUUGCCCAGUCAAAGGUUGGAAAAUCAUGGUCUCGACCCAAAUGUGGAAAUUGUUCCCAAGGGGACCCAUAGCUGGGGCAGUAGAUCGUCUUCAUCCUCAUCAAAUGCAUGGGGUUCGUCUACUCUGUCUCCAUCUGAUGGUGGUACUGGUUCCCCUAGCUAUCUUAAUGGCCGUCCUUCAUCUGGUGGCGGCACAAGACCAUCAACCGCGGGUAGCGAUAGAGGCCAUGAACCCAUAGCUAAUGUGUGGAGUUCUAGCUCUAGGCCAUCAUCAGCCUCAGGUCCAUUGACAUCGAAUCAGACAGCGAUCACUGCAUCCCGUCCUCGUAGUGCUGAUACAAGACCUGGUAGCUCUCAGUUAUCUCGGUUUGCAGAACCUUUAUCUGAUAACUCGGUAGCUUGGGGUGCUCUUGGGACUGCUGAAAAACUGGGGGUGGCACAGUCUAAAAAGGAUAGCUUCUCGCUUACUUCUGGCGAUUUCCCAACUCUUGGCUCUGAAAAGGAAAAUUCUACAAAUAACACAGAUACAGCAGAGCAUGUUUUUCCUCAUGACUCGCCUUCUGAUGGAGAAUCUGUGAAAGAGAGGACAGCUGAUGCUGUAGCCGUGGAUUCUGGAAGUGCAGAUGUGAAGAGCGACAAUACAAAUGCUUGGAGAAGAGAGAGUUCCUUUUAUGAGAGAGAGGGAGUUAGGCCCAAUGUUGAGCAAUGGCAUGCUGAUCCUCAUUCAUAUCCUAAUUCUACUAUCCCUCAACAUUUCGAUGCUUGGCAUGGCCAUCCCUUGAAUAAUCAUCCUGGUGGUGGUGGUUGGUAUAGGGGUCCUCCAGGUGGUCCACCAUUUGGGGCCCCAGUUGGACCUGGUGGAUUCGCUAUGGAGGCAUUUCCUUAUUACCGGCCUCAGAUUCUCCCAGGCGCCAUGGCAAAUGCACAGCCGGUUCCCCCACAGCCAUCAGGUGGUCCAAGAGGUCCUCACCCACAACAUGGAGAUGUGUUCAGACCACCUCCCAUGCAUGAUGCUUAUAUUCGUCCCGGCAUGCCAAUUAGACCUGGGUUUUAUCCAGCACCGGUUCCUUACGAGGGUUAUUACGGUCCUCCCAUGGCAUACAACAACAAUGCUAGUGAACGAGACAUUCCUUACAUUGGAAUGCCUGUGGGUCCUGGUGCAUAUAACAGAUAUCCAAAUCAAAAUGCUCAUGAAUUUGGUAAUUCCCAUGGAAGAUCCAGUGGGUAUGGCUCUAGUACUGGUAAAGGAUUUGUUUCAGAACAACUGGAAUCUGGUCAUCAUCCUCAUGAUGCUCAAGGGCCACAUAAAGUUCUUCUGAGGCAGCGUGAAGGGUGGGAUGGAAAAGCUGGGGAGCAGAAGUGGGAUGAUAACAGAACAGCCAAUGUGGUACAUCCUGGGAAGGGAGACCACCCAAGAAAGUCAGCUUUGGAGAAUGGCAGGAGAACAGACCAGAUCAAGAGAGACAAUGGUGUUGAAACAAAAAGAGUGCUUUCUGGGAGAGAUUCUGUCACUGUUGACCACAAAGUUGGUGCUUCUUCUGUCAGAUUGAAAGGCACUGAAAAUUGUGGGAAGUCAAAUCCAUCUGAUAUGGGUCUUGAUCAGAUAUCAGAUCAUGGGGAACACGGAGCUUCCUUUUCUGAAUCAGUGUCAUGCUCUAGAGACCCCAGUCUUAUUAAAAAAAUUGAAGGUCUCAAUGCUAAGGCUCGGGCUGCUGAUGGAAGGCAAGAUGCCAAAUCUGUGAGUAGUAGAGAUGAGCAGAAGAAUAGGCCAAAAUCUGACAGUAUCAGGAACAAUCAUCAUCCUGUAAAUGAAGCUGUCAUUCCUCUGGAAAAACCAGUAUGUGAUGGGUCUGUCAACCCCGGCUCCUUUGAUGAUCAGAGUUCUGGAAGAGAUAAGAGUCUCGACUUGACAGUUAAAAGUGGUGGAAUGGGUAUAACAAGGUCUACUCAGGGCAUCCAUAUUAGAACGAUUUAUCGUGAUAAUAGAAGAUCUAAUACUCAAGAUACUGAUAGUUGGAGGCGAAUGACUCAAGUUACCGAAUCGAAUGAUGAUGUUUCAAUUGUACAUGGAAGUUCUGUUGGGCACAUCCAAGACUGUGCAUCUGUUGAGGUCACUGAGAAGUCUGUCUCACAUCAAGGCAAUGAUGGGGAGUCAAUGCUACAAGCAUCUGAGCCAACUGAUACCCAGGCUCAGCGAGCUAUGAUGAGAGAGCUAGCUCGUCAGAGACUCAAACAGAGAGAGAAGGAAGAAGAAGAGCGAACUAGAGAACAGAAGGCGAAGGCUCUUGCCAAACUAGAAGAGCUGAACAGGCGAAUGCCUGCGGGAGAAGGUUCUUCUCAGAAGCUUGAAACUUUAUCUAGUACUACUUUGCUCAAUGAGCAAGUGGAGUUGCUGAACUCUGCACAACCACCUGUAACUGUCAACGCGUCUACAGCUAAUACUGUUGUGGCUUCCAACUCGGUUGCAGUGGUACCUACUAAUGAAGGAAUCACAAAUAGAGUUGAGAUAACUACCCGUUCAUCUAAUGAAGUACUGUCACAAGAGUCCAAGAAGAAUUCCAGCGAAGCUCCUUUUGUGAUGCAUGAGCCAUCAAAAUCACGGUGCCAGGAAUCUGGUGGUGAAAAUGUCAUUAAUAAUGUCAGACAGGAGCAUGAUGAAACUGGGGAUUCAAAACAGAAGCACAUGAACUACAGGCAGAAGCAGAACAGUUAUUUGGAGAAGACUUCUGGUGACGAGGUCUCCUUGACCGCAACUGAUGCAUCAAAAAGUCAUAAUACUGGUGCAAUGCCUGAUCCUUCUGCCCCUCUUCAGGCUAUUGCUCAUGGGACUGCUUUGCCUGUCAGCCCAAGUGCAACAGCUGAGUCUUCAGCAGCACAUCCUAGGAGAAAAAACAGGAGUACAAGGAACAAGCAAAAAGUGGAGGAUGCAGCACCUUCUACUGCGGUUUCACCAGCAUUGGCUGUCUCCAAAGAUACAACUGCGUUGGAAGUUUCAGACGAAUGUGUCAAACCUAAAACUCCAGAGUCCUCCGUUGCAGCUCCUAGAUCAGUUCAGCUGGUCUCUGGUCGCAGAGGAGGAAACAGUCAGCAGCAUAUGGACCAACAUCCUACAUCACCAAAUGAAGAUAUCCAGGUCAAGUCUAGUAGUAACCAGUGGAAACCUCAACCGUCUCGAAGGAUGUCAAGGAAUCCACAGGCCAAUAAUAAAACGAUGGAUAAUAAAUUCCAUGGAAGUGAUACUGUCAUCUGGGCUCCAGUGCGGUCACAUAAUAAUAAAUCUGAAGUUGCUACUGAUGAAGGGGAUAAGAAAGUUGCUGCUAGUCUACCUCCUGUAAAAAGUGGCGACCAGCAGGUGCAUAAUACUCCUACAAAGAACAAAAGGGCAGAAAUGGAAAGAUAUGUUCCAAAGCCAGUAGCCAAAGAGAUGGCCCAGCAAGGAAAUGCUAACCAUCCUGUGGCUUCUUCUCCUGUCGUUGUCCAGAUGUCUGCACACGAGACUGUUGUUGGCAGUUUAUCAAUUCCUUUGGGGCCUGUAAGUUCACAAACCACUGUCACCCUCCAGUUUGGUUCCAUUGCUGAAGCCACCAGGAAUGGGGAGAGCUCCAGACAGAUUAAGCCUGGGAAGGUACAGGGGUCAUCAUGGCACCAACGUUCUUCAGCUGAAUCACAAACUUCAACCUCAAAUCCUAGUUUUCAGAAGUCAACCGAGAGUCAGCAGGAACCUCAGAACAGAUCAGACGCAACAAGUUCAGUGAAAGAGCAGCUGUCAGAACCAACUGAUGAAUGGACAGAUGGUUGGACAAUGCCUGAAGAGCCUAAUGCACCAAUGCCAGUCUCUAGUUUUAAGGAUCAGACAGCUACUGCCAGGGGAAGACGGCAGCCACAGAAGGGGCAAACUAGAGUAGGACACAAUCCCGACAGUGUGGAGACACAAAUCGGCGGGGACAAUGAAAAGGCUCAUACACAGUCUUGGCAGCCCAAGUCCCAGUCAACUUCUGGUACUGGUCAACGGGCAAAGAAGCCUAAUAAUAAUGAUGGUCAGAAUGUUGCUGCAGAAGCAAGUAGCAGGGCAAAUAAAAGGGGUCCAAGUUCGACUGCUGUGGGGGUGUCUGUACCACCACCUAAAGAUAAGGAAGUAGCUACUGGAAGGACAACUGAAGUGUAUCCUUCUGAUAAAGAGGGUGGUAGGAGGGAGAGGAAGGUGACCUCUCACAAAGGACAUAACAACUCUACUAGCCCUGUGGAGCCAGCAGCUUACGACCAAAACUGUCCCUCUUCAGGAUACAGGAGAGGCGGUGGAAACCAGUUCAACAAUGAUCAUCGCGAGGCUCGUGAGGAAUGGAGUGGAACUGCAAGAGAUAACAACAGGCAACAUAAUGUACCAGCAGCAAACAGGGAAAGGCCGACGAGGCAAAGUUCUCAUUACGAGUACCAACCAGUUGGGCAACAAAAUAAAAGCAAGGGAAGUAACUUUGAGCCUUCUUCCAAAGAUGGAUUUCAUGCUUCUUCAGGCUCAAGGUUUAGGGAAAGGGCUCCGAAUCACACUAGACGUGGUGGGGGCGAGUUUCAUGGACGUCGAGGUGGCAGUUUUAGGGUAUUAGAGACUAAUAAUGAUUAG
This is a messenger RNA of Linum trigynum, 4713 nucleotides long. Lineage: Eukaryota; Viridiplantae; Streptophyta; Magnoliopsida; Malpighiales; Linaceae. The record is from the annotation of a GenBank genome assembly.